AUGCUUCCUAUUGUAUACGCUACCCCCUACAUCAAUUAUCCAUAACUCAAUCUUUAAUAAGUAUAUCCAAUUCCAACUUAAUACUUUAAUAUGGUUCCUACAAAGGUUAUGUGUGAUUAAGCCUGUUAAUUCCCUGAGAUUACUUCGAAUGAAAAAGCUUCGGACAAUACUGAUUAAAAUGGCCCCACCAAGUGUAAAGAAGCAUUAGUAUUGGAAGAACUCAACCUGUUAUUAAAAUUUUUGUCAAAGAAUAUUUCCUUACUCUAAGAGAAGACAUUUGAAAAAUUUGUUAUUGAGAAUUUGAAAAACCUUAUAUCCUUGCAUUCCGAUAUCCCCUAUAUCUUAAAGAGGAGGUAUAUCCAAGUUAAUAAAACAAAAGAAGAAAUGACAAAAUUCAUUAUUCGAAGAUGUUUCCAAUUCAUUAAAACUUAAAUUAAUUAUUAAGAAAAAGUUAAUCUCGGAGCUGAAGAAAGAGACAGACUUUUCUAUCAUACUUUCUUUUCUAAUGAUAAGGAAUUUAUGAAAACACUAGAAAAUGAUUCAAUAGAUGACCUCAUUCCUUUUAGAAAAGAAUCAAAACUCAAAACAAUAAAUGACGCUUAUUUAAAAAAACUGUUCAAUUCUAAAUAUUUUACUUAUUUCUAUUAGCAAUUUUUAUCUGAAUUUCAAACAAUAUGUCAAUAAGAAAAUGAGGAGAAAAUAGAAAAAAUGACAAUGCAAAUUUAAAAAAUCAUCUUUACAAGAGAUUAUGAUAAAAUUAAAACCUACAGAAGAUUUCCAUGGAAAGACCACGAAUUUAAUAAGUGUGAAAUUAGAGCAUAAGAAAUAUAUAAAAAAUAUCAUUUUCAUAAAUUCAAGAAUGAAAAGAAACUUUUGAAAAAGGAAUCAAUUAAGCUGGAGCAUAUUGAAUUAUCUGAAUCUAUAUAAUGAACAUUAUAAAAAUUGGCCCAUCAAAUAAUAAUUAUUUAAUUCAAUAAACUACAUA
Paramecium tetraurelia is the source of this 985-nucleotide messenger RNA. RefSeq lists its product as uncharacterized. NCBI's taxonomy places the organism in Eukaryota, Ciliophora, Oligohymenophorea, Peniculida, Parameciidae. The transcript has 5 exons. The record is from RefSeq and is a predicted model, not a curated record.